AUUUUAUAUCAAUAAAAAAAAAAUAAACGCUUCCUUUGAGAUCCAAAAUCGCAGUCCCCGCCAACCAACGCUACUUCUUAAUAUCAUUCUUCUGAACGACAAAUUCAAGCGCCGAUCUUCCACCGUCCGAUCAAACGCCAUUUCCCAGAUGGCUUCCCAGUACAGAGAUCGGACGGCCGAGUUUCAAUCUCUGUCGCAGACACUCAAGAAGAUCGGCGGCAUCACGGCCGUUAAUCAAUCUGAAAAUGUACUCUCCUCAUCAAAAUCACCGGUCCCACAUUCUUCUAGAUCGGAAUUCAACAAAAAGGCUUCACUAAUCGGGCUAGGCAUCCAGGAAACCUCCCAAAAAAUCGCACGACUCGCCAAACUGGCGAAAAGGUCAUCCAUGUUCGAUGAUCCAAUUGUGGAGAUACAGGAGUUAACUGUUUUGAUAAAGAAUGAUAUUACGGCUCUGAAUAUGGCUAUUUCGGAUUUGCAAACCAUUCAAAACAUAGAGAUUGCAGAUGGAAAGUUUUCUGAGGACAGGGUUGUGCAUUCGACGACUGUUUGUGAUGACUUGAAAAGCAAGCUUAUGGCUGCCACUAAAGAGCUCCAACAAGUUUUAACAGCAAGAACUCAGAAUAUUAAGGCUCAUGAAAAUAGGAAGCAAAUAUUUUCCACUAAUGCUUCGAGAGAAAGCUCGUUCAGACAAACAAAAACUGUGGCUGAGCCGCCUCCAUGGUUGAGUUCAGGAAAUUCAUUUGAGAAUUCACAACUGUCAGCAUUACCAUCAACUGGAGCUCAAGUUGGCAACCAACUGAGGCGAAGACCGGCUGUGGAACCGUCACACCACAUGGAAAUGUCAAUGUUACAGCAGGUGGUUCCACGGCAAGAAAAUUAUGCACAAGGUAGGGCUGUUGCUCUUCAAAAUGUUGAAUCCACAAUUACAGAGCUUGGUGGCAUCUUUACACAUUUGGCCACAAUGGUGGCACAGCAAGGGGAACUAGCAAUCAGGAUUGAUGAUAACAUGGACGAGUCAUUGGCAAAUGUCGAAGGUGCUCGAAGUGCUCUGUUGAGGCAUCUUAAUCAAAUUUCAUCAAAUAGGUGGCUUUUAAUCAAGAUCUUUGCAGUUAUAAUAUUUUUCCUGAUGGUCUUCAUAUUUUUUGUGGCUUGAAUUGAAUAGCGAACCUCCCAUAGUUUUGAUGGUGCUAGGCAUAGGUGGGCUUUUUGCUGUCCCUCUACUGUUUGUCAAAUAUAGACUCUGUUGUUGACUGUAUUAGCCGUAUUCGUUCUGUAAAUUCAAUUGGUAUUCCCAAUUCUUUUUUUUUUUUUAGUAUUUGGCUGUAACUUGUAAAAUUUCGAAAUGGUAGCUGUAAUAAGAGAAGCAUAUAUGCUCUAUUACAUAUAUGACUUUAUUAAAAACUGAUAAGAUUUGUACAAUGUCUUUUAAAAUAAGGAUAUGGAUCUUGCUCCACUUGUUCAA
This is a messenger RNA of Mangifera indica (mango), 1462 nucleotides long. RefSeq names its product syntaxin-31. The transcript is spliced from 6 exons. Gene Ontology annotation, cellular component: endomembrane system; Golgi membrane; SNARE complex. NCBI's taxonomy places the organism in Eukaryota, Viridiplantae, Streptophyta, Magnoliopsida, Sapindales, Anacardiaceae. The coding region runs from base 149 to 1153 and encodes 334 amino acids. Gene Ontology annotation, biological process: vesicle fusion; intracellular protein transport; endoplasmic reticulum to Golgi vesicle-mediated transport. Gene Ontology annotation, molecular function: SNARE binding; SNAP receptor activity. The record is from RefSeq and is a predicted model, not a curated record.